AUAAUUAACGUCAAAAUUUCUCAUGAGGUUAAACGGUAAGAUCGGAGGUGGUGGUGGUAAGACUGUGUUAAUAGCCACACAUCAGCAUCUAUUUCUUUUUCUUCCCACAAAGUUUUUUUCUCAAUAAAACAAGAACUAUCAGAGAUCAGAUAAGAGUUAUAGACGAUCAAUCAUAGAGAUAGAGAUCGUUUGAAACAAUGGAUGAAGAGUAUGAUGUGAUUGUUCUUGGGACUGGUCUCAAGGAGUGUAUCCUUAGUGGUCUCCUCUCUGUCGAUGGCCUCAAGGUACUGCAUAUGGAUAGAAACGACUACUAUGGAGGAGAAUCAUCAUCGCUCAACCUCACUCAGCUAUGGAAGCGGUGCAGAGGAAGUGACACUCCUCAAGAAAAUCUUGGAGCCAUCAGAGAAUACAAUGUCGAUAUGAUCCCGAAGUUCAUAAUGGCUAAUGGAACCCUUGUUCAAACCCUAAUUCACACGGAUGUCACCAAGUACCUUAACUUCAAAGCCGUUGAUGGUAGCUUCGUCUACAAGAAGGGCAAGAUCUAUAAAGUCCCAGCCACUGAUGUGGAAGCCCUAAAAUCGCCAUUGAUGGGUCUGUUCGAGAAACGACGUGCAAGAAAGUUCUUUAUCUAUGUGCAAGACUACGAUGAGAAAGAUCCUAAGUCUCACGAAGGACUUGACCUUAGCAAAGUUACUGCUAGAGAGAUCAUCUCUAAAUAUGGACUUGAAGAUGAUACAAUCGACUUUAUAGGCCAUGCCUUAGCCCUACACAACGACGAUGACUACUUGGAUCAACCCGCCAUUGAUUUUGUUAAGAGAAUCAAGCUCUACGCGGAAUCAUUGGCUCGAUUCCAAGGAGGAUCUCCUUACAUAUACCCACUGUACGGUUUAGGAGAGUUGCCACAGGCUUUUGCGCGUUUGAGCGCAGUGUAUGGAGGGACUUACAUGCUAAACAAGCCUGAAUGCAAGGUUGAGUUUGACAGCUCGGGAAAAGCUGUUGGUGUAACUUCAGCGGGAGAAACUGCUAAAUGCAAGAAAGUUGUGUGUGAUCCUUCUUACUUGUCUGACAAGGUUAAGAAAGUUGGGAAAGUGACUCGAGCGGUGUGUAUAAUGAGCCAUCCUAUUCCAGACACCAACGAUGCUCACUCUGUCCAAAUCAUUCUUCCUCAGAAGCAACUCGGCCGCAAAUCAGACAUGUACUUGUUCUGUUGCUCAUACGCUCACAAUGUAGCACCAAAAGGCAAAUACAUAGCUUUCGUCUCUGCAGAAGCUGAAACUGAUAAUCCAGAAGAAGAGCUUAAACCUGGGAUUGAAUUGCUUGGACCUAUUGAUGAGAUCUUCUACCAUUCUUAUGACACAUACGUUCCGACCAAUAAGCAAGAAGAAGAUAACUGCUUCAUCUCUGGUACUUAUGAUGCAACAACACAUUUCGAGAGUACAGUUGCAGAUGUACUGGAGAUGUACACCAAGAUCACUGGAAAGACUCUUGAUUUGUCUGUGGAUUUGAGUGCUGCGAGUGCUACUGCAGACACUUGAUGAUAGUUUAAUUUUGUUGUUUCAUUCAUUCUGUUUUUUUUUUUCUUGCUGGGAUAGUUCUUAGCAGUUGCAAUUGCUUCUAUAAACCUGCAAUAAUUAUGGAUAUUUUUUUCUAUGUAAUACAGUUACAACAUAACAAAUAAAAAUCAAUUAUUUUGUAUAUCAAAAAUAA
Messenger RNA from Raphanus sativus (radish), 1707 nucleotides. Its product is annotated as guanosine nucleotide diphosphate dissociation inhibitor At5g09550-like. The record is from RefSeq and is a predicted model, not a curated record. Gene Ontology annotation, cellular component: cytoplasm. Gene Ontology annotation, biological process: vesicle-mediated transport; small GTPase-mediated signal transduction; protein transport. The coding region runs from base 198 to 1535 and encodes 445 amino acids. NCBI's taxonomy places the organism in Eukaryota, Viridiplantae, Streptophyta, Magnoliopsida, Brassicales, Brassicaceae. Gene Ontology annotation, molecular function: Rab GDP-dissociation inhibitor activity. The transcript has 12 exons.